AUAUGUAAAGCUCUGCUCUUGUAUGUCUGUUUUAGGAUUUUAUGAUGCAGCAGACUAUGCUGCGGGUUAAAGAUCCAGUUAAAUCCUUGGAUUUCUACACCAGAAUCCUCGGCAUGACGCUCCUGCAAAAGUUUGACUUCCCCUCCAUGCGUUUCUCUCUCUUCUUCUUGGGCUACGAGGACAAGAAGGAGAUUCCUAGAGACGUGAAGGAGAAGACGGCCUGGGUAUUUUCCAGAAGAGCCACCAUUGAACUGACACAUAACUGGGGCUCUGAGUCUGACGAGAGGCCGUCAGUUGCCAGAAGUCCCUCUGAGUGGACCUAAAUGAGUGAAUGGAUAGAUGGAUGGAUCAAUUGAUAAAUAAAUGACACGGUUUGUAUUUAUU
This is a messenger RNA of Xiphias gladius (swordfish), 384 nucleotides long. Its product is annotated as lactoylglutathione lyase-like. The coding region runs from base 42 to 323 and encodes 93 amino acids. The transcript is spliced from 3 exons. NCBI's taxonomy places the organism in Eukaryota, Metazoa, Chordata, Actinopteri, Istiophoriformes, Xiphiidae. The record is from RefSeq and is a predicted model, not a curated record. Gene Ontology annotation, molecular function: metal ion binding; lactoylglutathione lyase activity.